CUCCAAUUUCAAUAAAAAUGAAAUUCGAUGAUUUAGUAAUAGACGGAGGAGAAUUUCAAAAUAAUAGAUUUAAAAAAUAAAGAAGUUUUGAAAAGGAAUAAUUUUUUAUUUAAAAACUCGAAAACAAUUUUCUUAAAGAAAUCGAAACAAAUCAGUUUACUUAAAAUAUUAAAUUUGAUAAUAAAUUCUUCUAAUUAUAGUUUUAAAAAUUUAAAUAGCCUGUUAUUUUGUAAAAAAACUAAAUUACAUUUUGUGAUAAUAUUAAAAAAUUUGAUUAUAAACAAUACAUUGUACCGUUAAAAGAUAAUAUUAUGCCUUUUUUUUGCGAUUUUAUAACUAAAAGUGGUAAAAUAUAAUUAUUUAUAAGUACUAAGCCUUAACCUAAUUUAGAUAAUAAUUUCAUUUUUAUUCAAAAUCCGAAACAAACAAUAAAAAUUGAGGAUUUUUUUAAAAAAGAAGACUUUAUUUUUAUGAAUAUUUAUUGUUAAGAAGAAUCUUCGUUUAUUUUUAAGGUUUAUUUUGCUCCCUUUAAUAUUUAUUUAUAAAAAAGUGAUUAAAAAAGUUUAAAAUAAAAAGAAUUUUCAAUAAGAAAUAAAUUUUUAGAAGAAAAAACAAUAUUUUUACA
Molecule: messenger RNA, 625 nt
Organism: Ichthyophthirius multifiliis
Lineage: Eukaryota; Ciliophora; Oligohymenophorea; Hymenostomatida
Exons: 1
Source: RefSeq, a predicted model, not a curated record